This is a messenger RNA of Magnolia sinica, 1129 nucleotides long. Its product is annotated as deSI-like protein At4g17486. The transcript is spliced from 4 exons. Gene Ontology annotation, molecular function: deubiquitinase activity. The record is from RefSeq and is a predicted model, not a curated record. Lineage: Eukaryota; Viridiplantae; Streptophyta; Magnoliopsida; Magnoliales; Magnoliaceae. Gene Ontology annotation, biological process: protein deubiquitination. The coding region runs from base 165 to 923 and encodes 252 amino acids.
AGACAGGCGAUAGACGCCAGCGGAGAAGGUGUCGGUGACAUGAUGAAAUUCCUGAUGGCAUUUUCGUAAAUGUCUCCUCUUUUAUGCCCUUACGUUAUUUCCCGCUUGCAACAUAAGAGAGUGGAAGAAGAAGAGAGAGAGACUGAGAGAGAGAGAAGAAGAAGAUGAACGAGGUGAUUCUCCAUGUAUACGACGUGACGAACAGCGCUUCUCCCAAAACCAACAACACCAUAGUUCAAAUCAACAAGAUCUUCAAAGACGGAAUCGGACUGGGCGGGAUCUUUCACAGCGCUGUCCAGGUUUAUGGAGAUGAGGAGUGGUCAUUUGGAUUUUGUGAAAUUGGCACUGGGGUUUUUAGCUGUCCUCCAGGCAAAAACCCUAUGUAUUCCUUUCGUGAAAGCAUCGUCCUUGGCAAGACGAACUCUUCAAUCUUCAAGGUAAAUCAGAUUCUGAGGGAGCUUAGCAGAGAGUGGCCUGGAAACUCGUAUGACCUGUUGUCGAAAAACUGCAACCACUUUUGCGAUGAGUUCUGUGAAAGGCUUGGUGUGCCAAAACUUCCAGCUUGGGUUAACCGGUUUGCCAAUGCUGGUGAUGCUGCCAUGGAAGUUGCUGGAAAUACGGCAUUACGAUUUAGACAAGCUAAGACAGAAAUCGUAACUGCCAGCAAGGUAGCGUAUCGAUUUAUCUUGGGAGUGACCUCCAACUCUGCCAAUCCGGAGUCUCCAAGCAAUUCCAACAGAGGCGGCUCGCCCAGAUACCAAGGCGCGUGGUUCAAAAACUUCAUUUCCGUUGGUGCCAAACCAUCGAGCAGUUCAGACCAUCCUGACCAGCCCGAGGAGACUCUUCAACAACAACAGCAACAACAACAACAACGACAACAAUCUACAGAACAACAUCCCAAUGGUUCACAACAUGUUCUUUGAGGACCGAAGAGCUGCGGCAGCCUUCUCGCCACACUGUGUACUAGUCAUGAAAACUCUGCAUUGCCAUCAACAUGCUAUUCAUUCGGUGCACUGUAAAAUUUCAGUUCUGCAUAACAUCUUUCCAUACAAACUAAAAUGUGCAAAUAGUUACAUGGAAAUGAUUGUUAUCAUAUUACAUUUCAUCUGAAUCGAGAGUGUCUUGUGUC